Cylindrotheca closterium is the source of this 1746-nucleotide messenger RNA. The record is from the annotation of a GenBank genome assembly. NCBI's taxonomy places the organism in Eukaryota, Bacillariophyta, Bacillariophyceae, Bacillariales, Bacillariaceae.
AUGAGGGUUAGCUCCAGUUUCCUAGCUCUCCUCGGAGUUGCUUCCAGCGCAUUUGCAUUCAAUCUACAACCUAGUGUCGUACCAUCGACCAAUGUAGCUUCGAAAUCGGCACAAACGGCAUUGCACAUGGAAGGAUUUGCUGCCGCCGCUUCCAGUGAAUGGGAGAGUCUUGGUCUUCCAUCUCGCCCAGGAAGACCUCUCAAGGUCGCUAUUGCUGGAGGAGGUGUUGGUGGUCUUACUUGCGCCCUUUGUAUGCUUAAGAAAGGUUUCGACGUUACAGUUUACGAAAAAACUGAGGCAUUCCAACGAUUUGGUGGUCCCAUCCAAUUCGCUUCCAACGCAUUGUCCGUUUUGAAGGAGAUCGACGACACACUUUUCGACCGCGUCAUGGAAAAGUUCACUUUCACCGGAACUCGUGCAUGUGGUAUUAAGGAUGGACUUCGAGCUGAUGGAUCCUUUCGCAUGACCAAUGAUUCCCUUGACUAUUUGUGGAACCCUGAUGCUCCUGCCGAUUGGUUUGUCAAGUUUCCAUUGAAGGAAUGUGCUGACUUGUAUGGACUUCCUUACACUGGAGUGAUUGAUCGACCAGAUUUACAAGACAUUCUAAUGGAUGAAUGUAAGAAGAUAAAGUCCGAUUUCAUUGUCAAUGGAAAUCAAGUUGUAGCGUAUGAAGAUCAUGGUAAGGGAGAAGGUGUGGAUAUCAACUUGGCCGAUGGCAGUACGGUUGAUGCCGAUAUCUUGGUAGGAUCUGAUGGUAUUUGGUCAGCAGUUCGCAAUCAAAUGUACGACGAAGGCGGUGUCAAGUCAACUAGUAAGAAUGGAAAGAUGAAGCAAGGAUGCAAAUACUCUGGAUACACUGUCUUUGCUGGGGAAACAGUUCUGAAGACUGAAGACUACUACGAAACUGGAUACAAGGUUUACAUCGGUCCUCAACGAUACUUUGUCACUUCUGAUGUUGGUGGUGGCCGAGUUCAAUGGUAUGCCUUCUUCGCACUUCCUCCAGGCACAAAGAAGGCUCCGAGUGGAUGGGGUGGUUCCACUCGCGAUGAACAAGACGACCCCGAGGAGAACCUUGUCGAGUACAUCAAGUCUUUACACGAAGGAUGGAGUGAUGAGGUUUUUACUGUCUUGGAUGCUACUGAACCAGAUUCCGUCGAACAGCGUGAUCUGUACGAUCGUGCCCCAGAAUUCUUCCGAUCUUGGGCAAAGGGAAAUGUUGUCUUGAUGGGAGAUGCUGUACACGCAAUGAUGCCCAAUCUUGGACAAGGUGGAUGCCAAGCCAUUGAAGAUGCAUUCGUUCUCACUGAAGAACUUGCAAACACCAAGAGUACUAGCAAGAUUCAAGAUGCCUUGCAAACGUUCUACAGAAAGAGAAUCCUCAGAGCCAGCGCUGUUCAAUUCUUGAGUCGUUUGGCGAGUGAUCUCAUCAUCAAUGCUUUUGACACUCCCUGGAGUCCUCAUGACAACCUUGGCAAAUCUUGGAAGAGCUACUUGACUUUCUUCUGGAAACCUCUCCUUCAAUAUUUGAUCUUCCCAGCUCAAUUCGCUUUCCUUUACUCCUACUACCCAUCUGGUAGUUUGGAGGAGAUCACUGAGAAGUUGGAAGCUCGAUGGAAAGUAGAACACGAAAAGUCGGCAGAAGAUGCCUUUUCAAAGGCUGAGAGCGGUUUCAAGUUUGACACUGGCCCAUCGUUCUUCAAGAAGGCCGAACAACCGAGCACUGUGAUGCAAGCACGAAAGGAUUAA